Falco peregrinus (peregrine falcon) is the source of this 1802-nucleotide messenger RNA. It is a transcript of the gene NIPAL4, whose product is annotated as NIPA like domain containing 4. The record is from RefSeq and is a predicted model, not a curated record. Gene Ontology annotation, cellular component: membrane. The coding region runs from base 113 to 1303 and encodes 396 amino acids. Gene Ontology annotation, molecular function: magnesium ion transmembrane transporter activity. NCBI's taxonomy places the organism in Eukaryota, Metazoa, Chordata, Aves, Falconiformes, Falconidae. Gene Ontology annotation, biological process: magnesium ion transport. The transcript has 8 exons.
GAGGAGGAGGGGGGCGGGCAGGUGUGCUGGCAGCCCGGCCCUGCCCAGUCCCGCCAGCAGCGGCUCCUGCCCUGGGCGCCGGGAUGCUCUGAGCCGUGCGCGGGGGGAGGCGAUGGAGCCGCCGGCGGCGAACGGCAGCUGCAGCAACGGGUCUCUGGUCACCCUUUCAUGCCUUUCCCACCGGGUCGUGUGCCGAGUGAUCAGCGAUGCUGACCCAGCCGACUCCGGCCAUGACAAUGGGACUUUGGAUAACUUCUGGGUAACUCGGCUGGAAAGCAGUUAUGGAUUCUACAUUGGCCUGGGCUUGGCUGUCUUCUCCAGCUUCCUCAUCGGAAGCAGUGUCAUCCUCAAGAAGAAGGGACUGCUACGGCUGGUGGAGAAGGGAGGCACCAGGGCAGGAGAUGGAGGCCAUGGCUACCUAAAGGACUGGCUCUGGUGGGCUGGCUUAUUAACCAUGGGUGGAGGGGAAGCUGCCAACUUUGCUGCCUAUGCCUUUGCUCCUGCAACUAUCGUCACACCUCUGGGGGCUCUGAGCGUGCUCAUAAGUGCCAUCCUGUCUUCAUAUUUGCUUGGAGAACGGCUCAACCUGCUGGGAAAGCUGGGCUGCAUGCUGAGCCUCGUGGGCAGCACCGUGAUGGUGAUACAUGCGCCAGAGGAUGAGGAGGUCACCACUCUGGAUGAGAUGUCUUCCAAGCUGAAAGAGCCAGGUUUCCUCGCUUAUGCUGCAAUCCUCUUGGCUCUUUGCUUACUCCUGAUCUUCUACCUCGCACCCCGUUAUGGCCAGAAAAACAUCCUCAUCUACCUCACCAUCUGCUCCGUUAUUGGUGCCUUCUCCGUGUCCUCAGUCAAGGGCCUGGGUAUUGCCAUCAAGGGCUUCUUCGCUGGCCAGCCGGUGCUGCAGCACCCAUUGACGUGGAUCCUAGUCAUAACGCUGGUGGCAUCCAUCACUACACAAAUUAACUACCUCAAUAAGUCCCUAGACAUUUUCAACACCUCUUUGGUGUUUCCCAUCUACUAUGUGCUGUUCACCACCAUCGUCAUCGCAACUUCCAUCAUCCUGUUUAAGGAGUGGGUCACCAUGACCGUCGUUGACAUCAUUGGGACAGUUUGUGGCUUCCUCACCAUCAUUUUGGGGGUGUUUUUACUCCAUGCCUUCAAAGACAUAGAUGUCAGUUUAGGGAAUCUGCCACAAGUCCUCCAGAGUGGACAGCAAGCACCGGUCACCCGAGAUGACAAGAACAUCCUGAUAGAGGUGGACAACUCCAGCAUCGGCCCAGAGGAUAAACCCAAAACCAUCGCAUGAACUCUCAAAUACACACCAGUAUCUCAAACGGAGGAAAAGCUUGUAACCGGGACUCAUCUUUCCUUACUGCAUUUCAUAAAAGCCGUUCCUCCAGCUGUCCUGCCAUCUCCGGACAAACGCUACAUAUAAAGUGAAGAUUUGAACCGAGGUAAUGAAGUAGCACACAGUGACAGAAUAUUUGUUAAUGACAACUGACAAAUUUAUUAAAACUAGGCAAAAGGCACAAUGAAUUGCAUUCUUCAAGUAUUUGCAUAGAUGCAUAGAGAGCAUUAUUGUAAACCAUUAAUUUGUGGACACAGGAGAAAGUGAGAUGUAUUUUGGUAUACAUUCUCCCAAGUAACAUUAUCUUUCAAAAAGUCAGGUUUUACCAUCUUUUACUCCUCCUGCAGUUCCCCUAUUCUCAUUCACUCAACUUGUACACUUGAAAAUUUAAAACUGCUUACUUAAAACUACCUUUUGGAGGUUUUAUGAUAUUUCAGCAAUAAAGUUUUCCAUGAGA